CUUACCUUUCACUGCAUAGAAAUUGUAAUACCUUGUUUUACAACUGUGAAUACUGUCGUUGUAUGAACUGAACGUGUAUAGAGGGGACGAGCAGUCCUCACAGGGUUGUACCGACUGCCAGUGCCGCGCAAAACUUUCAUACUUGUGGCCGCGCCGUGCCUGGACGAUCCGACAGUGACGCACGCGCAUCUUAUUUGCAUAUUGUUCAAAUUGGUCUAUCGGUUUAUUCAUCCAGUUAGGUUUUAAAAAAAUACAAUUCGAUUCGCUGAAAAUGUAACAAAUCUCUGGGAUAUUUUACGAGAACUUGCUGAUAAAACUUUAUUGUGGAGUUUCAUAGUUGAUGAUAAGGUUUUUUUAAUUUCGAACUACCGGAUACCAAACAGAAUUUAUCUUCCAUGUAUCACAAACAAGAGGAAUUCAAUAUACCUAAGGAAGUUUGGGUGAUAAAAAACCUUCCUACGUAGUGUAAACUUCUUAUUGUAUCACUUUUAACUUAUUUUGCUAAUAAAACCGCCAUCAUGGAUUUCAUACGGUCGUUUUUUAAACGAAUUACAGACGACUUGAAACAGAAAAAACUUAUACCACUAAAGAUAUUAUUCUUCGUUCAUGCCUCAACAUUGUUCGUGUUAUACCCGUAUUUGACGAUACACAUGAGAGAAUUGGGUAUCAAUGUGGAGGAAACUGCGAUCAUGUCUGCUGUGACGCCGGUGAUAUCCAUCGUGAUGCCGCCAUUAGCUGGCAUGCUUGCUGACAAAAUUGGUAACUUUAGGUUAUUACUAGCUUUGUCGUCGGUACUCGGCGGCGCUUCUGCAUUGCUCUUGCUGGCGGUACCAGUUGGUCGCAUCACCGUGACAUUCCCACCGGAAGUAGAACUAUUAGCAACGUGUGAUGAGUCCGCACUGAAACUUCGACACAUACAAGAUUUCUCAUGUGCGCCACUUCAUCCAUAUUCUUAUGACAUCAAUUUAACCAUAUCAUCGUGUGGUUUCCUAUGCGAAAUGCCUGAAGGCACAUUUUCGAAUGAAUUGGAGGAUGCCUUGCACACGCCUUUUUAUGACAUUCAUCUUCAGUCGCGAGUCGAUGGACAACGAGUAUUAUUUCGUCAUACCGUGUCAACACAGGACUCUCGCAGGACGACACCACAAAAAGACCAAAGCACUAUACGAAUAAUGACCAACGACCCACACUUCAAUACCAGUAUAUCAAAAGUUUCCGAUCGUGGGAUAUUUUUCCCAUCGCCCAGGUUGUACGAAAUGGAAUGUUCUCGAGGUUUGAAUAAUGUGACAUGCGUGUUCGGGAUAAAUAAAAUAUUCAAUGAAGGACAGAACGGGAAUAAAGGGAAUAAUUUACGAGUUCGGGUCUCACAUAAUGCUCAAACGACACCGGUUGAUGUUAGAGAGUAUUGGAUUAAAGCGUUGUCUACUGGGAAUGAUACCAAGCUAGACGAUGAUUAUGAUGGAGUUGAUAACAUUACUUGCAAGGAUUAUUAUGAUGAGAUACUUAGUGAACAAGGUGCUUGGGUGCAGACUGGCUCCCGAGAACUUAGAAGAUGCUCAGCAGCUUGCGCUGGACUGUCGCCGCGCAAGAGUUUAUGUAAAAAUAAUGAACAACAAUUAGAACUGGACCCUGUAUUCACGUUUUGGGCUUACCUCGCUGUACGUGUGUUCAUCGGCAUCAUUGGUGGCACAGCAUUCGCCAUGUUCGAAGGAGCAGUUAUCGCUAUAGUCAGAGAACAAAAAGCCGAUUACGGUAUGCAAAGAGUUUACGGCAGUAUCGGAGGAAUGAUUUCUUCUCCUUUAUCUGGUCUAUUAAUCGAUUAUGCCAGUAAAGGAAAAGGAUAUACAGAUUUUAGACCAGCAUUUUACCUGUACGCCGUAUUGAAAGUUGCCUCUGGAGCGUUGAUGUUAAGUAUUGACCUCGAGUUCAAGCAGCCUGCACAGAAUCUUCUAGAAGAUGUCAUCACUGUCUUCAAGAACAUCGAGAUUGUAGCCCUGUUUAUUGCUUGCUUCAUUAUGGGCACAGCAUGGGGCUACAUCGAGAGCUUCCUGUUUUGGCUGCUGCAGGACCUUGGCGCGUCUCGUUCCUUGAUGGGCAUCACGAUUACCGUGGGCGGAGUCGCUGGCCUCCCGCUACUUGUUUUAUCAGGCCCCAUCAUUAGGAAACUAGGACACGCCAACGUACUCUUUAUAGGAUUUAUAUUCUACGCGAUUAGGUUACUUGGUUACUCAUUGAUCUACAACCCUUGGCUGUGCCUGAUAUUCGAAGCGCUUGAGUCGGUGACGUCAUCACUGUCUUUCACCGCCGCAGUGACGUAUGCAGCGCGACUCUCCUCGACCACCACUGACACCUCAGUCCAGGGGCUGCUGGGCGGUCUUUAUUAUGGAGUUGGCAAAGGCUCCGGAAGUUUAAUAGGCGGAUAUCUAAUGAAAUUCUUCGGCACACGACCUACAUACCAAAUGUUCGCCGGCGCCACAUUCAUCACUGGCUGCAUUUACUAUCUAUUCAACAAGUUUUACAUACGAAAAAGGUCUACAGGCGAUGACAGCUCCAUCUGUAAGAUAAAACAAGCGCCUGCCGAUGUGGAGAGCCGUGACACCGAUAAGGAAAACGAUAAAAAGACCUCCACAGAUGUCUCUAGCAAGGGCGAAGCGGUGAAACAAGAAUGUUUAGCGCUAGACAAAAUACCGGAUUCAAACCAACGUACGAAGUUGGUGUUAGACAACAUAGAUGGCAGCAGUGACUCUGGUGUUGACAACCCGGCGUACACCGAAACUGACUCCGCAAACGGAACGCGAAAAAUUGAGAGCAAAGUUAACGGGUAAUUUGUGUGUGAUAUGAAUCUUUAUUAGUUUGUAAGCUGACAAAUUAGUAUUACGAGUUUUGUAUCCUAAAUAAUGUAAUAUAAAAGUAUUAUCGCAGUGUUAUGACGAGCUAAAGUGUCUUUCGUUAUAACUCUGAUCUAUUUUUGAUAGGACUAUGUCGUUCUGUAAGCACAGUUAACAUAAAAUUAUUUGUAGAAAUAUAUUUUUCUAAGCGGUAUUUUUUUAUGUUUUACGUAUAAAUGACUAAAAAGAUAAGGGUGUGACGAGGUUUGAAUGGCAACAAUAAUAAAUCUUACAAGUACUAUAAGUACUUGAUAAAAAUGUGACUGUGAUCCUAUAGAGUUAAGGCUUACUGUGAGUUCGGUAUACAAUCAAAUGUAAACAGCGAUUACUUUGUCGAGUAUUUACUUUAGCAUGCAUGGUGGAGCGUGUUGGUAUUUUAAUUUACAACAGCAACUGAGCACACAGUAUUAUAAAAAUGAAAUUAGGUAUCCCAACCUGUACAUUAUACACUGCUAGAUUUUGUUAGAUCAAUAGAAAUGGUUUUCUGUGAAAGUAUCAGUCCAAAAACUAAGCUUAGUUAGUUCAGCUUAGCUCGCGAAGCUAAGAUAUUUCUUUAUACUAGUAUGCAGACUACAAAUUAUGUAGUCUAAUUUAUGCACUACUCGUAAUUUUCUCGGCUAUGCGAGCUAAGUAAGCUAACAAAAUUAAACUUGGUGGCAGUCCUCAACCUGCAUAAUUAUAUUUUGUUCGAAU
Molecule: messenger RNA, 3578 nt
Organism: Manduca sexta (tobacco hornworm)
Lineage: Eukaryota; Metazoa; Arthropoda; Insecta; Lepidoptera; Sphingidae
Exons: 11
Coding region: 519-2822 (767 amino acids)
Cellular component (GO): membrane
Source: RefSeq, a predicted model, not a curated record